Dibothriocephalus latus is the source of this 264-nucleotide messenger RNA. Lineage: Eukaryota; Metazoa; Platyhelminthes; Cestoda; Diphyllobothriidea; Diphyllobothriidae. The record is from the annotation of a GenBank genome assembly.
GAGGUGGAAGCGCGAGCAGAUGAGCGCAAUGCUGGUGGCGCUGCUGGAGCGUCAUCGUCAGGCCAAUCAAAACGCAGUUUCGCCUCCGUUUGCGCCGAAGAGCCCGUAUCAGGCCAAGAUUUGACCGCUGCCGAGCUUUCAGAUGUAACCUCGAUGCCCACCAACCCAUCUCAGCUGAUUGAUGACAUCGAAUUCCCCGCCAUUCCGUUACACAACCAUAAGACCGUGCCGGGGUCUACAGCUCGCGGGAAAAAGGGGGCGUAA